AAGAAAAGGAGAAGACAAAGAAUUAGUAAAGAAAAAAAGAGAUGGUAAAGAAAACUAGAAAUAGUAAAGAAAAAUUGAUAAGGAGUGCAAAAAAAAUUUGAGUCAGCGAGUAAAAAAUGUUGGUUCUUUUAGCGAAUGUGAAGGAAACAAAUUCAGGGGCGACAGUGGGAACGUCUCUUAAAAUAGCAACGUACGUUCCCCACCACCCUUUGAGGAUGCCUUUUCAGGCCGCGUUAAUUUCUUCUCAGAAUAUGAGAGAAGUGACCAUAAAAAAUUUUUUUUUCACUUUUUUUUAAUAAUUCAAAAAGAAACAAAUAGAAUUAAUUUUUAAAACAAAAAUUCAAAAUUAUGAAAGAUUUUUUCUUCGAGAAUGAAAAAGUUUAAUCGUUGAGUUAUUAUAUCUUGAUUAAAUUAUGUGGAGAAGGGAGGAUUUUCCUAAAGAUGUAGUGAGAUGCUCGCCAACAGAAUUUGAAAAUAGACACGUAACGGACUGUGGGUGGCACUCGUUGAAUCACAUAGAGUUUCAAUAAACCGACAGAGCAACUUGGUUCGUGAAUUUGUGUGCGGCCACUUUGAAAAUUAAAUUUUCGGAACUCAACUUAGUUGCAAUAGUUACUUGCGCAAGUCAUAUGUAUACCUGAUUCGUGAAAGUAGGCAAUUGUGACAACACACAUUGGUUGAUAUCAAAAGUGUCAUGAGUUCCAGGUAUUCCUAGGCAGGCUGUGAGUUGCUCCAAAUUUACAUUGUGCUAAUUAUACACUGCGUCGUCGCACUUGUCGUUAGUUUGUUGCCCCAUGAAAAGCUGAGCGGUGUGGUACCUGUUACGAAUCGAAAUUCAAGAAUACGAGAGCACAUCAUUUUCAUUUUUAGGAGUAAAAUUAAAAUUGAAUUGUGCUUUGUUUUGGGAGUGAAACAUUUUUUUAAAAUACGAAGAAAGAAGAGAAGGGAAAAAAAGUUUUAAAAUGUAUAAACGAACUGGUGAUUCUGGUGGAUCGUCGAACGAUCCGCCGUGGUUGGUGAGAGCGGAAGUCACCAUCCGGCACAAGACUCCAGAAAGUGCAGGAAACCCAGGAACUCCGGAAUCGAGUCCUAGAUCGGUCGGUCCGAACGUGAAUGAACUAAGUGGUCUCCGGAUGGUCUAUCGAUGGAACGCAAAUCAAUCGGCAGUGACACCUUCCCCAAGUUAUGGAUUUCAAAGAGGAAAUAUACUAUUUACCUCAACGCCACCUGCAAGGUCCAUUCAAAGUUCAAACUCCAGGAGUUCAGUUUCCCCCACGGGACAAGGAGCCAGCAUUUCGGAUUCGGGAUACACGAGCGAAUAUCUCUCACACUCGAGGUUUCCUUCUUCUAGAUAUUUGUCACAAAUGCACAAUCGCAGAUGUCAGAGCACUUGCAGUAUUACACUUUCGUCUGGAGGGGAAAAUAGUGAAAAAAGUGUUAAUAGCAGUCCCAUUCCACAAAGUAAAGAGCCUUGGAGUUCACAUCAACAUCUUUCAGCAAGAUAUAGAUUUAGUACUCUUCCCGAGGUCUGCGAAGAUUGUGCCGAAGGAUCCUCGACUACUUCCAGUGCUUUUACGACUCAUUUUUGUACCAGAGUUCCUAAUAAGCACGCUGACAAAAUUAACAAGACUGCCAUUAGCAGAGAUGCUGCCUCACAAACUACGGACAUUGAAACUUCUCCUAUUCUAGCUGUCAAAAAUAGUAAAACACGAAGAAAAAUUCUUGCUACACGCGGAAUAGACGAGCAGAGAAAACGAAUGCAGAAUGUAAAUUCACCGCCUUCACCGAGUAGUAUCAAGAGUUCUUCAUACACUGCAGAUCUGGAGAAAUCCGACACAUCUUCGAAGGAAGACAGUGAAAAACGAAAAUCACGAACAGUUCACAUUGAUGUUUAUUGUACAGGAACUGACGAUGAUCUCAAUGAAAGUAACACCGAUUCAUCGAGUAAGGAGGAAGAAUUUGAAAAACCGUCAUUAAUUUGCCUCGCUGGAAAAGAUGUGAGAAUAACUCACAAGGAAAUCACUGGUACUUCGAUUCUUCCAAGAGGAUUUCAGGAUGAUAAAGCUUUUCUGAAACGGGCCGCCGAAAGACGUUGUGAAAGUUUUCGACACGCUCCAAUGCGAAUGCCAUCGCUGGCAAGUUCAAAGGGUUAUGAGAGCGAUGACGUUUUAAGUUCCCUCUAUCCUUCACAAUUUAGUUCUUAUAGUGCACUCAGGGAUUUAGAUUCUGUUCCAUGGUCAGCAGCGUCUUCGAUUAGUGCCAUGACACUUGACACUUGUGAUUCCUCUUCUGCCACAUCGUGGAAGGAUACAAUUUCCGAUAUUGAAUCUCAUAGAACUAGUAUUACGCCGUGUGAUAGUUUUGAGCAUAAUGUCAGUUCGAAGAGUGCAAUUUUUGAUAAAAGUAAAACUUGGAAAUCACCACAGACUGAACGAAGGCAUUUACUACAGAGUAGGAAAAUUAAAAAAUACAUGGAGAGUCACCGUGUUGAUUGGACGUCGGAAGAGAGUAAUGGAGAAUCUGACGAGAGUGAUGCAAUUGCUUGGAGUUUUCUUUCUAGUGAGGAUUAUAAUAGAUCGGUCAAGGAGAGAAAAAAAUCGCCUGAAAUUGCUAAUGUUGUUCUACAGGCGAAAUCGGAUUUUAGAAAAAUAGCACCACCCCUGGCGAAGGUGGAAUCAUUUGUUUCUUCUCCUGUCGCGACUAGAGUUACUUCUCCCACUAGUUUCGGAGUCACUUCGUCUGCGACUUCGAGAAAAUCUCCUUCAAGUGCUAAAGAUACUUCCCCUGCUGCUAAAGACACUUCACCUAUUUCUAGAGUUACUUCUCCAACUUCUAGAGUCACUUCUCCAAUUUCUAGAGUCACUUCGCCAAUUUCUAGAGUUACUUCGCCAACUUCUAGAGUUACUUCACCAACUUCGAGAGUCACGUCUCCAUUCACUUCUAGAGUUACUUCUCCAUUUACUACAAGCUACGGUGAAAAGACUGAUCAUAUUAUUAAGGCUUCGGUUUUCGGACGAGUUGUCGCAGCUUUUAAAAAACCAGGUCACCACAUUGGACCUGCGAAAAAUCCAUCCUGCUCUUGUGAUCACUGUAGAAGAUAUUUUGACGAAAGAUCCAGAGAUCGCUUUCGAUCCUUUUUCGACUUUGAGAGAAGGUCCAGUUCUCAAUUAUCGAGAUUGGACAGAGAUAAUCAUUCAACACGCGCCAGCUCCAGGAAUUAAUUUAUUCAAAUAACAUAUAUUUAUACAUACUUUUUUGAAAGUUCAUUCCGAUAUUUUGAAUCGAAUUUUACGUAGUUCAUUAAUUGUAAGUUUGUUUUUUUGUUGCCGCGUAAAAUAUUUUUACCGUAAAGUUUCACAUAUAUUUUAU
Messenger RNA from Leptopilina heterotoma, 3369 nucleotides. Its product is annotated as flocculation protein FLO11. Bases 963 to 3221 code for a protein of 752 amino acids. The transcript has 2 exons. The record is from RefSeq and is a predicted model, not a curated record. Lineage: Eukaryota; Metazoa; Arthropoda; Insecta; Hymenoptera; Figitidae.